Syngnathoides biaculeatus (alligator pipefish) is the source of this 3214-nucleotide messenger RNA. RefSeq names its product dehydrogenase/reductase SDR family member 13-like. Bases 3 to 1022 code for a protein of 339 amino acids. The record is from RefSeq and is a predicted model, not a curated record. NCBI's taxonomy places the organism in Eukaryota, Metazoa, Chordata, Actinopteri, Syngnathiformes, Syngnathidae. The transcript is spliced from 5 exons.
UAAUGGCGAUCUUUCUUGGUUUCGUUGUGGUCGUGGUCGCCUCCUAUGUGUUCGUGUAUUAUUGGAUCUUCAGGGGGGCGAGGUGCUUGAGUCCAAAAAUGCUGAAUGGAAAGACAGCCAUUGUUACAGGGGGCAACACUGGUAUUGGUAAGGCCACAGGUCUUGAAUUGGCGAAGAGAGGAGCCAGGAUCAUUUUAGCCUGCCGUAAUAGGAAGAAAGCUGAAGCUGCUGUGUUUGACAUCCGCAGAGAAAGUGGGAACAAUCAAGUUGUGUUCAUGCUGUUGGAUCUUGCAAGCUUUCAGUCUGUACGCACAUUUGCUGAAACCUUCUUAAAAACUGAGCCCAGAUUGGACAUUCUAAUCAACAAUGCAGGUCUAAUGGGCCCUGGAUGCACACAGGAUGGUUUUAGUUUGGUGCUUGGGGUCAACUACCUGGGUCACUUCCUGCUGACCAACCUUCUCCUCCAGAGAAUGCAGGAAUGCGGGCCCAGUCGCGUCGUAAAUGUCUCUGCUUUUCUCCAUCGCCUUGGCAACAUUGAUUUCUCCUCUCUGGCUUUCAACAAAGAUUUUGUGACAGGCCAGUCAACCUGGAACAACUUUCAGGCCUACUGCAACAGCAAGCUGUGUAAUGUGCUCUUCACCAGAGAACUUUCCAACAAACUUGUGGGCUCAAAAGUGACUUGCUACAGUCUCCACCCAGGGAUUAUCUACACCAAAUUAUACCGCAAUAUGAGCCUGUGUCAGCAGUGUCUGAUAAUGCCAUUUGCUAAGGUUUUCUUUCUCGACCCCGAGGAUGGGUCCCAGACCACCCUGCACUGUGCCCUCCAAGAGGGCAUCGAGACUCUGAGUGGGCGCUAUUUUUCCAACUGUGCCCUGCAACAGGUGGGACACAAAGGCCAAGAUGAUGCCCUGGCAAAGAAGCUGUGGGUGUUGAGUGAGAGAUUGACAGAUUUAUCAUCCAGCCAUCCAUUUUCUGUAACACUUUUGAAGUUAAUUGGUUCUGAACCUCCAAGGACUCUAUGACACAUCUCUGUCUCAUCAACUACAAUGCUUCCUAAUCGCUGACUUUUUUUUCCUUCACACACACAGGUUUUAAAUCAUUAAACCAAUUUUACUAUCACUCUGAGAAAACCCAAGGAAAUGCAAUAUGCAGUUUUUAAUUCAAUUUAGGCACCAAAAAUCUAAAGCUUUUUGACCCUCUGUAAAAAAAUAAUUCCGCCUGAAUCUAACCAUAACAAGCUGUGUCACCCUUGGCAGGAAUAACUGAAAUCAAGCAUUUGCGAUAAUUGUUGAUGAUUCUUUCACAUCGCUCUGGAGGAAUUUUGUCCCAUUCUUCUUUACAGAAUUGUUUAAACUGCCACAGACACCUACAACAUGAAAUUUAGUUAUUAAAGGGGCACUGACACCUAAAACAAUUUUGGGUAUGUUGUUAACCAACAAAACAUCAGCCGGAAUGGACCCAUCCAUUUGUUCACAGCACGUCAGAAUGUUGCUGUAUCUAGAUUUUUUUCAUCUCCCGCUAUGAAAGUUCUCUUGAGUUAUUUGUGUUGGUGAAAAACCAGGAAGUGACGCCUACAGUGGCAAGUUCGAGUGUUUUCACCCGUUUUACCGGCGAAAAAUAAUCCUUUUUUUUCUGCAUGUUUGCCAAAAUACUGGCUCGUUGUAUUGCUGGAUUUUGCCUAUCUCAACAAAUUAAGAGUCCAACUCACACUCUAGGUCACAUCUUAGACUUGGUCAUCUCCAUGGAUGUUGAAAUUCUCUCAAUUGACAAUCAGGAUAUGGCUAUUUACACGAAUUUAGCUGUGUACUUGGUAUCAUUGUUUUGUUGGAAGGUGAACAUUUGGCCCAGUCUUGGUUACUGAGCAUUCUGGAGAGGUUUCAUGGAUAUCCCUGGACUUGACUGCAUUUUUCUUUCCUUUGAUUGCAACCAGUUAUCCUGUCCGUGCAGCUGAAACAUUAACUACAUGUUGACAAUAAAAUGGAAAAAAUAUCCAAAGAACUUUCUGCAAUACUAGACACAAUUGACCUCUCUCAAUAAAUUAAGACUCCAACUCACACUCAAGGUCACGUCUUAGACCUGGUCAUCUCUCAGGAUGAUGAAAUUUUAUCAAUUGACAUUAAGGAUAUGGCUAUUUGAAUUUCAGAUUCUUCCAAAAGUUCAGCCAACCUCUAUCUCUAUUAAGAAAAGGUACAUAAAUGAGAGUACUUCCACUAAGUUUAUGGAGACUGUGGCUGCGCCACAGACUGUGAAUGCUGAGACAGUUGAUGAACUUUUGGACAAUUUCACUUCAAAAUUCACAAAUGCCAUGAAUGCCGUCACUCCUGUUAAAACUAAGACCAUCCUGAGGCGACCAUGAACAACGUGGAGGAGCAUAAUGAUGGUCAAGAGAUCUACGCUACUGACAACAAGCAUUGCUUCUGGGACAAUACAGCGAGAGGGACGUGUCAAGCCAGGGCCUCAUCCUCGUCUGUCGAGGAAUCUGUUGUCAGAAGUGAUCUGCAUUUCGUCUCAUAUGGCUCAAAAUAAUAUAGUAAUAUGGACCCGGUCACUUCACUUGCUUCUGAGAUGUUCCCUUCUUCAAAAACAGCUUCAGUCUCAGAAGGUGGGUCAGAAAAAUCCAAAAAUCUGUCGUCCAUAUGCCAUAGCAGAUGGCACAGCGUCUUUUCUAUGGUGACAUUCCCAGUGUGACGUCUGUAAAUGACCCCUUACUGGGAUGUCGAGUGAGACUUCCGCAACUUUGCGCUCACUUUUUUUUUCAUAUUGACAUCGAAGUGAAUAAUAUUAUAGGUAGUUUUCAUAAUAUCCAUUUUAAAAUGUUUAUUUUGGUGUCAGUUGCUCUUUAACCAAAAAAAAAUCACCCGGAAUUUAAUCAUCCAUUUGUUCACAACACGUCAGAAUGUUGUCUUACAUCAAUUUUUUUCACCUGCCAUGAAAAUUCUGUCGACUGUUUUGAGUUGAAGAAGAAGCCGGAAGUGACAUAUUUUGCAGACACCUACUGCAGUGGAGUUGAGUGUCUUUACCUCUUGUACCGGCGAGAAAUUACCCAUUUUUUCUGCAUGUUAGCCAAAAUGCCGGCUCGUUUUGUCACUGGAUUUUACUCAAACACUCGGGACAAUGGAUUCACUCUUCAGACGUUUCCAAAAGACCCGAUUCGUCAUAAAAAAUUGAUUGGACAGGUGCAAAAGACACAAGCUUUGUGGGUUUCAAAUGACAG